AUGCGCCCCAUGCGCUGCCCCAUGUGUGCCCCAUGUGUGCCCCAUGCGCUGCCCCAUGCGCCUCAUGUGUGCCCUCCGUAUUUCUUCCUCUCUCUCUUCCUAUCUCUGGAUCAUAAACGUCUCAACCUUGUCCCUUUUCCUUCUCUCGCAUCCCCACCCAACUAUCAUCGCCUUCCUCUCAAUGUCCUCGCUCUCUCUGCCCUUGCUCUUUCCACCCUCACCUGCCCUCCCUCCCUCCCCAUCCCCCAGGCAAGCUCCAUCCCUGCCGGCCCUUCAUCCUCCUCCGCCUCUCCAUCCGCUCUCCCAUCCCAAGACCCUUCUGCUGCUGCUGCGACGUCUUCUCUCUCUCCUGCUCCGCCCUCCCCGCCCACGCCGUACGACUUAGCAGACGAGGACGGGCGCUUGUCCCUGUGCCUGUGCUUGGGGCCCAUGGCCGUUGCCAGCUUGCUGCAGCUCUGCGAGAAGAAGGUGCGGGCGGGGGACGGAGGAGGAGGCGGCAUGGGUGCGCGAAAGAGAGGAAAGGGGAGAGAUGGUAGAGGUGUAGUGCAGUUAGGGGUAGCGGGUGGGCGGAAACGAGGUGCAGGAGGGGGGGGGAAGAGGAAACGGCCUUGGCAGGGGAUGGACGGGAUGGUAGAGGGGGAGGGGGUGGAUGGGAGAGGUGGAGGGAAGGAUGAGGGGGAUGAGGAGGGGGAUGAGGAGGGGGAGGAGGGGGAGGAGGAAGAGGAUGUGUUGACUGUGGAUUUUGAGGGGAUGGAACUGGAGGAGAAGGGUGUAGGGGAUGAAAAGGAGGAGGACGAGGAAGGGGAGGAGAAAUUUCCUGGUGCUACCACCGCUGCUGCAGCCACCCAUCCAUUAUCAUCAUUGCCAGCCGCAACAGAAGUAGCAGCAUCAGAAGCAGCAGCGGCAGCAGCAGCAGCAGCGGCAGCAGCGGCGGCAGCAGCAGCAGCAGUGGAGAAGGCGCAGGCAGCGGUGCAGGAGGGGCUGGUGGGGGCGCUGGGGUCGGCACGUGUGUUCCGGCACCUGCACCUGCCGGUCUUCCUCGCUGGCUCGCCCCUUGCUGUCUCCCAUGCCACUGCCUCUGCCCUCGGCGCCUCUGCUGAAGGAGGAGCUACUGCUGGCGUUCCACCUGGCAGCAUCGGAGUCCCCCUGGGCGCCCGCUGCAGCGUCUGUGCUCUGCGGUGCCACUCUGCGCCUCAGCUGGCACCUGCAGGUGCGCUGGGGGGGGAGGAGGAGGAGGGGAAUGAGAUGGGUGAUGAGGGGCGAUGGGGGGCGAGGGGCGAUGGGGGGCGAGGGGUGGAGAGGGGCGAUGGGUGA
Messenger RNA from Closterium sp. Yama58-4, 1314 nucleotides. The record is from the annotation of a GenBank genome assembly. Lineage: Eukaryota; Viridiplantae; Streptophyta; Zygnematophyceae; Desmidiales; Closteriaceae.